AUGUCAAACGACAACAAGAGCUCCUGCUGCAAAGGAAAUGAAAUCCCAGGCGAUCCACGAUCAUUGAAGAGUCAAGUGCUCGAGACCGGAGCCUCAACGAUCCAAGAUUUCACACCGGUGAAACAAAUCUGCGCCCAUCUCAAUGCAUUCCACGUUUACGCCAGUGAUCCAACCCGAUGCGUCGAGGCCAAUCACUAUUGCACCCAUUUGACAGAGGAUGUCCGCCAAUGUCUGAUCUACGACUCACCUGAGAAGAACGCCCGCCUCAUCGGUGUGGAAUACAUGAUCUCGCCGCGGAUCUUCGCGACUCUUCCCACCGAGGAGCGCAAGCUCUGGCACACGCACGAAUUUGAAGUCAAGAGCGGCAUGCUGGUCAUGCCAGCACCGGCUGGUGUGCCCGAUGCUGUAUGGGAAGCUGCGGAGACGGCAGAGAUGCAGGAUGUUGCGCCUAUCUAUGGCAAGACGUAUCAUUUCUGGCAGGUUGAUCGUGGAGACCCUGUGCCUAUGGGUGAGCCUCAGUUGAUGGGUAGCUUUACAUCGCAUGAGAGUGUGGAGGUUGCACACCCUGCGGGAUUGGAUUCGUUGUUGGAGGAUCGGAAUAAGAGGUUUGGGGUGGAUCAUCGGCAGAAGGCAAAGAAGAGGGAGGGUAUUGAGCCAGUUGAGAAGCAUCCUGCUCGAUCUAAGCAAGACCAUGCCUCCAAUUCAAUACACAUGGAGCACUUCGUCCGGUCGUUAGUAAGGGGCUUCAACCCGCGCACAAUUGGCCGACUCGCGCUCAAUGGCACUAGCACGUUCUGCGCCUGUGCGCUCAUCUGGGAGCACCUGAUAACCAUCCAGCUCAGCGAGGGCCCGUCGAUGUACCCUACCUUCGACGUGCGAGGAGAUUGGCUCCUGAUAUCACGCAUGCACCGCAACGGCAAAGGAAUUGAGGUGGGAGAUGUUGUGCGAUAUGGUCAUCCGAACUUUCAAGGCGUGCAUGUGGCCAAGCGAGUAGUUGGCAUGCCUGGAGAUUUCGUCUGUCAAGACAAGCCGCUUAGCACGGAUAUUGGCAAGGAGGGGAAUAUGAUACAGAUUCCCGAAGGUCACGUCUUUCUGGCCGGCGACAAUCUUCCCUGGUCUAGGGAUUCAAGGAAUUACGGUCCAGUACCUAUGGGUCUCAUUAAUGGGAAGAUAAUUGCCAGGGUUUGGCCUCUGUCAAAGAUGGGGUGGGUGACCAAUCCGUUGCAACCGGCGCAACUGGAGGCCCAGAACAUUUGA
Messenger RNA from Penicillium coprophilum, 1257 nucleotides. RefSeq lists its product as uncharacterized. Gene Ontology annotation, molecular function: serine-type endopeptidase activity. The coding region runs from base 1 to 1257 and encodes 418 amino acids. Gene Ontology annotation, cellular component: membrane. The record is from RefSeq and is a predicted model, not a curated record. NCBI's taxonomy places the organism in Eukaryota, Fungi, Ascomycota, Eurotiomycetes, Eurotiales, Aspergillaceae. The transcript is spliced from 4 exons.